Pelodiscus sinensis (Chinese soft-shelled turtle) is the source of this 4329-nucleotide messenger RNA. Lineage: Eukaryota; Metazoa; Chordata; Testudines; Trionychidae. The record is from RefSeq and is a predicted model, not a curated record.
CAUUGUUUUGGUAUUUUUUUUAAUUUAAAGCAAACUAAAAGACCGUUAUUGAAAGGUGCCUAAACGGGGAAAAAUCCUACAAAUUUAAAUCAGACGAUGGAUUAACGGGAGGAGCUCGGUUGCUUAGUAACUGCCUGAGGCGAUAGCGGACGAAAUUUAACAAGAUUUAAAAAAACUAACAAAGAACAUUUAAUAUUUUUAAAAGAUAUUAACAGACGGGUGCGGUGACGUCAGCGACUUGUCACCUGGUUUGGGAGGGUCCGUUAGGUGGAGGGGGGAAGUACGGAAGUCUCGCGCGGGGAUACGCGCAGGAAUGUCGCGGGAAGUCGCUAUAGAGACAGCGCAGCUUCUCUGCGGGAGUGGCUAGCAGCGCGGAGAGGAGUGAGACUAGUAAGUGGUCUCGUUGAGUUCCCUCAUUCCCUCCCCCCCGCGUCAGGAGUUCUUGGUCAGCCUGAACUGGGGAGGAGGAAGUUUGUCAAAUCCGUGAGGGGCUGGGAGCUGCCUACGGCUGGGAGUGACUACUAGCCGGAGCACCAGCGACAGGAUCCUGCUCUGGAGAGGGUUCUCCACGCCCUCCGCUCUCCCAACCGGAUUUAGACCCCUUAGACGGACCAGCUUCAUUGGACAGGUGGUUUGUGAUUCCAGACCAUUCAUAAAGAUGAUUCUGCAAGCCUAAUGUCAGAGUAUUCUCUAAGGUUGCACAAUUUCAACAUAAAUUAUUACACUGAAAACUAACCAGUGAAAGAAACCAUCUUUUAUUCUUUUUAAUGUUUCAUCUGGACUAGCAGAACCAAGACCUUUAGAAAGAAUGAGGCUGAAGACAUCACUCUUAAAGGAACCAAAACAUAAAGAAUUGGUUAGCUGUGUGGGUUGGACUACAGCUGAUGAGCUAUAUUCAUGCAGUGAUGAUCACCAUAUCAUGAAAUGGAACUUGUUAACUAGUGAGACAACUCAAGUAGUGAAGCUUCCUGAUGAUAUCUACCCCUUAGAUCUUCACUGGUUUCCCAAAACUGUAGGUGGAAAGAAGCAAUCUCAAGCUGAGAGUUUUGUAUUGACAAGCUCUGAUGGCAAGUUCCAUUUGAUUUCAAAGAUAGGAAGAGUGGAAAAAAGUGUAGAAGCUCACUGUGGAGCUGUACUUGCGGGAAGAUGGAAUUAUGAAGGAACAGCACUGGUCACAGUUGGUGAAGAUGGACAAAUAAAAAUCUGGUCUAAAAGUGGAAUGCUGAGAUCCACUUUAGCACAACAAGGAACACCAGUUUACUCAGUAGCAUGGGGCCCCGAUUCAGAAAAGAUUCUCUAUACAUCAGGAAAGCAGCUGAUUAUUAAACCUCUUCAACCAAAUGCUAAAGUUUUACAGUGGAAAGCCCAUGAUGGAAUUAUUUUAAAACUUGAUUGGAAUUCAGUCAAUGACCUUAUCCUAUCUGCUGGUGAAGACUGUAAAUAUAAGGUGUGGGAUAGUUAUGGUCGUCUACUGUACAGCUCUCAGCCUCAUGAUUAUCCUAUAACUUCUAUUGCCUGGGCUCCGGAUGGAGAAUUAUUUGCUGUGGGGUCUUUUCAUACUUUGCGCCUUUGUGAUAAAACUGGGUGGUCAUAUGCUUUAGAGAAACCAAGUACUGGCAGUAUAUUUAAUAUUGCUUGGUCUGUUGAUGGUACUCAAAUAGCAGGAGCUUGUGGAAAUGGACAUGUGAUUUUUGCCCAUAUUGUGGAGCAACGCUGGGAAUGGAAGAACUUUGAAAUAACAUUAACUAAAAGAAGAACUAUGGAGGUCCGUAAUGUUGUUAAUGAUGCAGUGGAUUUACUUGAAUUCCGUGACAGAGUCAUUAAGGCCUCUUUGAACUACGGGCAUUUAGUUGUUUCAACUUCUCUUCAAUGUUAUGUGUUUUCUACAAAGAACUGGAACACACCACUUAUCUUUGACCUCAAAGAAGGAACAGUAAGUUUAAUUCUACAAGCAGAAAGGCAUUUUCUUCUUAUAGACGGUGGAGGAAUCUAUUUAUAUUCUUAUGAAGGACGAUUAAUUUCAUCUCCAAAAUUUCCAGGAAUGAGGACAGAUAUAUUAAAUGCCCAGACUGUAUCUCUGAGUAAUGAUACUCUAGCAAUAAAAGACAAAGCUGAUGAAAAAGUUAUCUACCUGUUUGAAGUGUUGUCUGGGAAGCCAUUAGGUGAUGGGAAACCUCUUACUCACAAGACAGACAUCACUGAGAUUGCCCUUGAUCAGAAGGGACUUACAAAUGAGAGAAAAAUUGCUUUUAUUGAUAAAAACAGAGAUCUUUAUAUCACAUCAGUGAAGAGAUUUGGGAAAGAACAGAAAGUUAUCAAAAUUGGAACAAUGGUGCACACUUUAGCUUGGAAUGACACAUCCAACAUACUUUGUGGACUCCAGGAUACACGUUUUACAGUCUGGUACUAUCCCAAUACAGUAUAUGUAGAUAAAGAUCUUCUGCCAAAAACACUUUAUGAAAAAGAUGCAAGCGAAUUUAGCAAAAAUCCCCAGAUACUAUGUUUUAUGGGAAAUCAAGUAACAAUCAGAAGAGCUGAUGGCUCACUUAUUCAUCUCAAUAUAUCACCUUAUCCAGCAAUUCUUCAUGAGUAUGUUAGUGGUUCAAAAUGGGAGGAUGCAGUCAGAUUGUGUCGCUUUGUUAAGGAUCAAACAAUGUGGGCAUGCUUAGCCGCUAUGGCAGUUUCCAAUAAGGAUAUGACAACAGCAGAAAUAGCCUAUGCAUCAAUCGGUGAUAUUGAUAAAGUUCAAUACAUCAAUUCUAUCAAAGAACUUCCAUCAAAAGAAUCAAGAAUGGCUCAUAUACUGCUGUUCAGUGGAAAUAUACAAGAUGCUGAAAUGCUGCUUCUUCAAGCAGGCCUUUUUUAUCGAGCUAUUCAAGUCAACAUUAACCUUUAUAAUUGGGAUCGGGCACUAGAACUAGCAGUGAAGCACAAGACACAUGUUGACACAGUUUUGGGUUAUCGACAGAAGUUUCUAGAGGAUUUUGGUAAAAAAGAAACCAAUAAUAGAUUUUUGCAGUAUGCAGAAGGUCUGGAAGUUGACUGGGACAAAAUCAAGGCCAAAAUAGAAAUGGAAAUUUCUAAAGAAAGAGAACGAGCUGCAGCUACUCCAGCAGUCAGAACCAGUGUAACUGUACAGCGCUAAAUACAGUCUAGGUCAUAUAGACAUUUGCUGUAUCAGUAUACUGAUAAAUCUAAGGAUUAUCAUUUUUCCAGAGAGUGAAAUAUGGAAGUCUGAUACCUGAAAGUAUUAUACUUCUUGCUGAAUAUUGGACAAUGGGCAGAACUGGAUUCAUAUGUUUGUAGGCCAUUAUAAGUUGUGGGCCCCACCUUGCUUUCUUUACUCAUAUAAGGAGUCCAGUGAAGUCAGUGGUCUUUAAAGUAAAAAUAUGCAGUCUUAGAUACCUGGAUGUAGGCACUGAAAUUAGUAUUUAAGCAUCUAAAUAAGUGGUCUGAUUUUUCAGCAACUAUGGUUGCUGAUACACAGCACUUUUGAAAAGGAGGCCAGUUGGUUAAAGAUACCUUUAGAUUAUUUAGGCACUUAGCUUUAGGCAACCAAUGUGAAAAAUAUGAACCUACAUCUAUGAAUGGCAAAGGAAAGUUUAAUUUGCAGAUACACAGGUUAAUGAUGUAUAACAGCACAGUCCCAGUGCUGAAAUAUUUUCAAAUAAUACACAUCUGUUAUUACAGAUAAAUUCAGCACCUGAGAUUGGUUGCAAACCUGUUUCUGUCAACAGCCAAAAAAAGGGUAACUGUUAGAGAUGUAAACACAGUCCAAAACCAGUUAAACUGUUUAUUUAACCAAUUAACCACUGGUCAAAGGGAGGGAGUUGUUUCAGCCCUGACUUGCUACAGCCAUGAGUGGCAGGGCCUACUCCAGCCCACCCUUGCCGUGCUGUGAGGGCUGCUCUGAACCUGCUGCACCGAAGGGGCUGCUCCGGUCCUACUGGCAGAGAGCUGCUCUGAUCCUGCCAUCUACCGUUGUUGGGGUCCUGCCAGCCAGGACACAAUGGGCAGAAGGCUGCUCUUGCCAGCAGGGCCCUCUGAUUAACUGGUUACCUAGCAAGAGUGCCAGUAAGGCAUAUGCUUAUCAAGUAACCAGUUAAUUGUUUAACCUUUAACAUCCAUAGAAGCUGUUGAAUAAAAAACUUUUAAAUGUUAAAUAAAUUAUUUCAUAAUAAUCUAAAAUACUAUGUAACACGUUUUGAAUUUUCUUUGAAUUAGCAGAAAGUCAGUUUUCUGCAAGUAUCCAAUGUAUGAUUGACGAUAGUGUUCUAUACUUCUUUAAUGGUUUGCAAGUCCCAUGCAUUUUGAAGGAAGUUUUUCAUA